Apodemus sylvaticus (European woodmouse) is the source of this 7654-nucleotide messenger RNA. RefSeq names its product atlastin GTPase 3 (gene Atl3). The record is from RefSeq and is a predicted model, not a curated record. Gene Ontology annotation, biological process: endoplasmic reticulum organization; protein homooligomerization. Gene Ontology annotation, molecular function: GTP binding; GTPase activity. NCBI's taxonomy places the organism in Eukaryota, Metazoa, Chordata, Mammalia, Rodentia, Muridae. The coding region runs from base 175 to 1797 and encodes 540 amino acids. The transcript is spliced from 13 exons.
GUCACGCCCUGCGCCGUCGGUAGGGCUGUCUCAUAAGCUGUAGGCAUUCUCCGCGCGCUCCUCCUUCUCCGUUUCUCCCGACGUCCAGGCUCCGCCCGUUUCCCUCCUCCAGGGCAGCCUCAGCCCGCUCCUGUCUUCCGUGCCUCUGCUACUUCUGCUGAAGGAGGAGGCUCCAUGUUGUCCCCUCAGCGAACUGCAGCGGUGGCAUCGAGAGGAGCAGGUGAUGCCAUGGAGAGUGGAAAACCUGGUCCAGUGCAGGUUGUUUUGGUUCAUAAAGAGCAACAUUCCUUUGAGCUAGAAGAGCGAGCCUUGGCCAGCAUCCUCCUCCAAGACCAUAUCCGAGAUCUUGAUGUGGUGGUAGUAUCAGUGGCUGGUGCUUUUCGAAAGGGCAAAUCCUUCAUUCUGGACUUUAUGCUGCGAUACUUAUAUUCUCAGGAAGGUGGUCAUUUAAAUUGGUUGGGUGAUCCAGAAGAACCACUGACAGGAUUUUCAUGGCGAGGAGGCUCUGACCCAGAAACUACUGGGAUUCAGAUUUGGAGUGAAGUUUUCACUGUGAAGAAGCCAUGUGGGAAAAAGGUUGCAGUUGUUCUGAUGGAUACCCAGGGAGCCUUUGACAGCCAGUCAACUGUGAAGGACUGUGCUACCAUUUUUGCUCUAAGCACUAUGACUAGUUCUGUUCAGAUUUACAAUUUGUCCCAGAAUAUUCAGGAGGAUGAUCUUCAGCAGCUACAGCUCUUCACAGAAUAUGGCCGUCUGGCAAUGGACGAAAUUUUCCAAAAACCUUUCCAGACACUGAUGUUUUUGGUGCGAGAUUGGAGUUUCCCUUAUGAAUAUAACUAUGGACUGCAAGGAGGAAUGGCAUUUUUGGAUAAGCGUUUACAGGUGAAGGAACAUCAACAUGAAGAAAUUCAGAACGUUCGAAAUCAUAUUCACUCAUGUUUCUCCGAUGUCACCUGUUUUCUCUUACCACAUCCAGGGCUCCAGGUGGCCACAAGCCCCAACUUUGAUGGGAAAUUGAAAGAUAUUGCUAGUGAAUUCAAAGAGCAGUUACAGGCUCUAAUACCAUAUGUACUAAAUCCAUCUAAAUUAAUGGAGAAGGAGAUCAAUGGUUCAAAAGUCACCUGCCGAGGACUAUUGGAAUAUUUUAAGGCAUAUAUUAAAAUUUACCAAGGAGAAGAUCUGCCUCACCCCAAAUCCAUGCUUCAGGCCACUGCUGAAGCCAACAAUUUGGCAGCUGCAGCCUCUGCCAAAGAUAUUUAUUACAACAACAUGGAAGAGGUUUGUGGGGGAGAGAAACCUUAUUUGUCUCCAGACAUUUUAGAAGAGAAGCACCAAGAAUUCAAACAACUUGCUCUGGACCACUUUAAGAAGACCAAAAAGAUGGGUGGGAAAGAUUUCAGCUUCCGUUACCAGCAGGAGCUGGAGGAGGAAAUCAAAGAACUGUAUGAGAACUUCUGCAAGCACAAUGGCAGCAAGAAUGUCUUCAGCACCUUCCGAACCCCUGCAGUUCUGUUCACAGGCAUAGCAGCAUUGUAUAUAGCCUCGGGCUUCACAGGCUUCAUUGGGCUUGAGGUUGUGGCCCAGCUGUUCAACUGUAUGGUUGGACUGCUGUUAAUAGCACUCCUUACGUGGGGGUACAUCAGAUAUUCCGGGCAGUAUCGUGAGCUGGGUGGAGCUAUCGACUCCGGUGCAGCAUAUGUGUUAGAGCAGGCUUCUUCUCAUAUUGGUAAUUCUACUCAGUCUGCAGUAAGGGAUGCUGUCGUUGGGAGACCACCUGCCGAUAAAAAAUCUCAAUAGCAUCUUAACGGGAAGAUCCAACAAACGCCCAGUCAGCUUUUGGAUUUCCGCCAGCACCAUCACAGGCCCAAGGCCAGAGGAAUGGCAGAUCCGAGACCGUCCUGUAGAUCUGAGACAGGGCACUGUAAUAAAUGAACUGACCUCUGCUGUGGUUUCCAGCUCCACUUGGCUUGGAAGCUGUUCUUUUUCUUGCUGUUACAGACUAUUCUCUAUUCUCUGCUUUUUGCACUUUAAGGGGUGGGGGUGGGGGCUAAAAGGAAAACAGAAAUGCCGCUUUUAAGUUUUUGAUGUGCCACAUAGUGCCUUUUAAGACCAGUACGGCCCUCUGCAGCCACGAAGGCUAAGAAUGGAGGACAACAUCAUGAAAUGUGGUGGUUUUGGAUCAAGUUCUCUCAGAUUUUAGUUCUUUUGUACCUUUGAAGAUUUGUCUUUUAAAAAGUUUACACAACUUGAAAAAGGCUCAGAAUGAAAGCCCCACUGAAAUGAUGUUUUAUUAUACUUAAAAAUUUUCCUCCUAGUACUGGUGAUUGAACUAUUGCCUGAGUAUGCUAAGCAGCUGCACGGCCCUGCAACUGCCCCAGCAUGCGGGACUGUGCUCACUCAGGGCGUGAAACUGCCCAUUCUCGGGGCUGUGAGCGCUCCAUCCUCCUCCUCUUCCUAAGUUCUUGAGUAGUUGGAUACAGACUGGUGGUACCAUCCUCGCUUCAAAAGCCUUAUUUAUAUGAAUUCUCUUUGCUAUGCAGCGUGAAAGAAGUUCAAUGACUUAAUACUCUGUGUUUGAUUGUAAGGUCUUAUACCGAGUAGGCCGGCAGUUUAUUGAACUUGCUUUUUAAAUUUUUAUUUCUAUAGCUUCUUUCUAGAAAAGAGGCAAACUAUUCUUAAAAAGUCAGCAGUUUAUAGUAAAAGGAAUGGGCUAGAUACUUCAUGGUAAAAUUGGAGUUUGAAUGAACCAUGUAACCUCUGAUAAGUCACCUUCAAUUUGUGUCUUGGUGAGAUUCACUGUACAUUUAUGUCAGUCACAAAAAUAGUCAUUUUCAACAGAAAAAAGGCAUUACCAAAUAUUAUUCCUUUUAAUUAAUGUUCACUUUCAUUUUGCCUAGUGGUAAUACCAAAUGAUCUGAUCUAAAGUCCUUACCCAAACUGUGUGUGUGUGUCUCAUGGUGUUGCCCUGACAUUGACCAGGCUAGCCUUGAACUCAGAGAUAUUUGUGCCUCUGUGUACCCUUGUGCCUGUCCCCAAACUACUUUUUAUUCUAUAUACUAUCUAAUGUUCAUAAUAUCAAAGCUAGACUAUUAAUUUUAUUUAGUAAACUUGCCUUUUUUUUCCCCUCCAUUGAAGAAGGAAGUGCUCUUAGUCAAGCCAAACUAUUUAAAAUACCUUUUUAGCCAGGUGGCAUUAGCAUACACUUUUAGUCCUAGCACUUGGAAAGCAGAGGUAGGUAGAUCAUCUUUGUGAGUUUGAGGCCUGCCUGGUCUACAGAGUAAAUUCCAGGAUGGCCAGGGCUACCCAGAGUAACAGUCUCGAAAAACCAGAAAACAAAUUCCCUUUCGAUUCUUCUUUUGGCUAGACUAGCAGUUUUAAAAUAAUUGGCUUAGGAAGGACAAUUGCUCAGACUCUAAAAUUUAUUUUUUUUUACAUUUACCUUGAUUAUGUGAUAAAGUUUUAUCUAUUGCUUUUUUCUUUGACUUGUAAUAGUGAAUUAUUGUGGUCCUAAGCCUUCUUAAAACAUGCCUAAAGGUUUAGAAGCCUUAAUUUUUGAGAUAAUGUGAGAUUUUGUUGCAGGAAGGAGAUACGGGGUUUUGGCAAAGCCCAGUGUAAAUUUUAUGUACAUGGAAUAUGAAUGGAAGGUGGUAUUGUAUUUAAUUUUUAUCACAGCUUUCUUUUUAGUAAUGGUUUUCCAGUCAAACAUUUAAUGAAUUCUGAAUUAAUAUUAAGCAGUUUACAUAUUUUCAUACCAUCUCAUCCUGAAAAUGUUAGUAAUUUUUCCUUUUGCUGUGACAUUUGGGAAUAGUUCCAACUUGUUUUAAAAAUACUCACUGCUCAUGAGUGCUGGCUGACUGUAAGGGGCUGGAACUCAGUCCUGGUGUAGUGCAGUUUUCAGGUGAGCCCCAUCUGAAAGCUUAUAUUGAGUUAUGUACUCCUGAUACUGAGAUGAGGUCAGAGAGGGUUUUGGUUUUGGGGACAGGGUUUUGUUAAUGUAAUCUAGGUUGGCCUUUAACUUACUUUGUAGUUUAGAUUGCUUUGAAUUUGAGGUUCUGCUGCCUUAGACUCCCCAAGUGCUGAGCUUGUAGGUGUGUUUGUAGGUGUGUGUCCCCCUGCUGGCCUCUGGGUCUACUUCUUAAUGGAGAGGAAGAUGAUUGGGGGGGGGGGGUGUUGCCAUUGCUUUAGUUACAUCUGUGUGUGUGUUUAAAGUGAGCGUUCCAUUAGCUAACUUACUCUGCUCCUGGGGUAUAUAAAAUUUUCUUUGAGGGUUAUUAGGAGUUCUCCAUGGCCUGUUUUCUAACUUUAGUUUUUUGGAUUUGGCUUUUUCGAGAUAGGGUUUUUCUGUAUAUCCCUGGCUGUCCUAGAACUCACUCUGUAGACCAGGCUGGCCUUGAACUCAGAAAUCCUCCUGCCUGUGCCUCCCAGAGUGCUGGGAUUACAGGUGUGCAUCACCACGCCUGGCCUGUUUUCUAACUUUAAAUUGUUGAUUUUCUAUCAUAAUUUUCAACACAGAAUGCCUUUUUAUGAUUGGCUGGAAAUAGUUCUGAGGAGGUUCAUAAUUGGCUGAAAGAGUCUGUUAACACCUCCAGCCUUUUCUUGUGGCUCAGGGACAUGGUAAAGGAGUCAGAUCAGUAUUUCUAUAGGUAUUCUGUCAGGCAGUAUUGCUUUGUGCACUCCUGACACCAAGUGUAGCAUAUUUAUAUGAUCAUAAUGGAGAUUUCAGAACAUUAAAAAUAACUCACUUUAGGAAAAGUUAGUUGUUGCCAAGAUGUCUUUGUUUUGUUUGGGGUGCUGGGGCUACACUCACAGUGCUGUCUAUGCCAGGCGUUUGCUUUAUCCACGAGGUUUAACAUUUGAGUGGGCCUCUUAUUAUCAAAUGGAUAAAAUCACAACUUUAACUGAUUCGUUCAUUGAGAAGUCUCUCAUGAUUUAUUACUUGCUGAUAAAUUUUGAGCAUCCCUUUUGAAGAAUACCAAAAAAUCUGUCUCAUAGAUGCUUGUGACUUAUUUCUGUCCUUCUUUCCUCCCUCUACCCCUUCUCCUUUUCUUUUUCUGUGCAGCUCCAGCCAGAGGUUUAAGUUUGACAUCAGCUAUAUACUGGGGCAGGACUCUGAAUAUUUAUACUUGAUUCACUUCUUACUCAUUAAGACAGACAAGCACUAUAUUUUCCUUGUAGUUUCUUUAGUAGGUCACACAGAGUGGUUGGUACCUGGGAUAUAUAAAUGAGACAAAAAUUCAGUGGAUUAUAUAAGCUCAGGCAAAAGGAAAAAAGAUCCUCCCCCUGAAAAGUGUCAUGGAAGUAUCAAAAAGACCUGUUUUGUUUGUGUAGGUUUUUUGGAAUGUAAUUAAGUAUGAUUUGAUUUUUUUCAUCAGGUAGCCAACAUCUCUAUAUUUUGCUACCUAGCAAGUGAAGCCAGUAUGUUUUUUGUCAGGAAUGAGACCAUAGCAAGCCUCAUUUAGCAAAGUGCAAAGUAGUCUUGCCUCAUGUGGCCUGUUGUAGUGGCUACAGUUGUUUUUUCCAGGAGUUGUAUUGUAGCUCCAUCUUCGACACUGGUUCUCAUCUGCCUUUUCAUGCUUUAGACUAAUUUGUAGGGUGUAUUAAAAGAAAACGAGACUCUGCUUUGUAGCUAGGGAUUGCUACAAAGGUUUUGUGCUGUGGCCCUGGAUCAUCAUUAUAAACAUCAACAGGUGGUGGGUGGGUGGGGUGGGGAUGAAUGCUGGAGAAUGAACUGAUCACUAAACGGGAGUGCCUGGACAGGAAGUGCUCUUCAUCAUUUCUAGCAGCUUUCCCUGAGCUCUGCCAUCAGCUCUGCUCCCCCCAGAGUUUGCUAUGUUUAGACCCAUCAGGGUAUCCUAAUUCAGACGAUUGUCCAAGCUUUUAAAAGCUGUCAUGGUGCCUUCUCUUAAUGCCUGCCCUUGCACACUUAACAGGUAAUUGGAUUUUUUUUUUUUUUUUAAUUUUUGAUAGUGCCCUCACUCUGAAAAAGCCCCAUUGGGCACUGUGACUUGAAUUUCUACAUCUUUUGUUGUUUUGUUUUAAGAAAGGAUCUCAGUAUGUAACCUUGUCUAUUCUGGAACUCACUAUAUAUAUAGACCAGGCUGGCCUUAAGCUCACAGAGAUCAACUUGUCUCUGAAUCCUGAAAUCUUUUACACACAGAAAACCCUAACAUAUUAAUACCUAAUGAACAAAAAGGAUGGGAUCAUAACUAUGAAAGUCAUCACCUAUGUACUCCAUAACAGGAAGCAGAAAGCUUUCUUAAGGGAAAGAAUUUCAUGUGCCAGAACUGAAGUGUAAUGUUCUGACAAAGGGAAGGUCACAUUGGUGCCCAAACCAAUGUGUUCAAAGUUCAGGUGAUCAAAUUGUUAUGAAUGUAAGCCUUACAAGAGUUAAAUCUUAAACAUAUACAGUUUUCAAUUUUAUUUUAAAAAUGAUUUGUUAUACUUUUUGCUAGGUCAUUCAUUGCCUUUGAAUGGCUUUAAAACUAUAAUUUUCUUUAAAGCACAAUGGGAAUCAAUGAUGCUGUUCCUGUUUCACUUUCGGGUUGUACAUUUUAAUGGAUUAAAGAUCACACCACCAUAUCACCUGUGUUUGCUGUUAUUGUUCUUUCUUGUGGAAGGACCUAUAGAACAGAGCGUAUUGGCCAGGGGAGUUGGUGUCCUGAUCAGAGGUGGAACAGUGGCAAGGCAGCUCACUUUGCCCUCCACGUGACACUGAGCCUGGUUAGCAGUGAGCUGGUAAGGCUGUUCUCCAACUGCUUGAAAGCAGUGAGUAGUCAGGAGAGUUGUAUCUUCCAGCUGUAGUCUCUCACAGUGGGGAGGAUAGGGAGAACUCUACUGAAAUAUUUCCUUUCCACGGGUGACCCGGGAGGCAGUGGAGAAGUGGUACUGACUUUCUCCAGUCCUGGGAAAGGUUUGCGGGUUUUAUUUUAUUUUGUUAAGAGUCUCACUAUGCAGCCUUGUCAUUCACUAUUGGCUGGUCUCAGAAUGGAGUUCAGCCUGGCUUUGAACUCAUAGCAAUCACCAGCCUCUGCCUUAAGAGAACUGGGGUUGGAGGAGUUUGCUACUAUACUGGAGGUCUCUCUCUCUCUCUCUCUCUCUCUCUCUCUCUCUGUCUCUCUCUCUCUGUCUCUCUUUCUCUCUCCCCCCUUUUUACCUUGUUAGAACAUGGUCAUGGUGCAUGGGGAACUGUGAAAGAGUCUCCAGUAAAACAGGCAGAACAACAGGUCAAUUUUGUUCCCCUUGAUUGUUUACAAAUAUGAUUUCGUGCCUUUGUGACAAAAAUUUGCAAUCAACUUUUAAGUCAUGUUUCUUUUUUGGAUGUUGGAAGAUAGCUGUAGAGCCCAAUUUGGUGAAAGGACAUGCUGAGUGCUCUCCUCAGUGUGCCCUGAAUCUGGAUAUGGUCUUCUGUCUUGCUUUUGUGCUUUCCCAGAUAUAAUCUAUAGUAUUCUCCAGGCAAUGUGUUAUAACUGUUUUGUCCUGAGAAAAGUUUUUAAAUUGAUCUGUUCUGGGAAAGGGCUGCUCUGUUAAUAUUUAGUAUGUGCUUACUGGCAUUUUAUUACAUUUUUUUCUGAACUCAACCUUUGGAUCAUUGCUUUCAUUGUUACAUUUGUGUAUAAAAUGCACUGAAACUAAAGUAAAGUUGUCUGCAGCAUUA